Cetraspora pellucida is the source of this 207-nucleotide messenger RNA. The record is from the annotation of a GenBank genome assembly. Lineage: Eukaryota; Fungi; Glomeromycota; Glomeromycetes; Diversisporales; Gigasporaceae.
GGUUUGUUUGAUAUUCUACGAUCAACCGAAACAUUAGAAAAAGUAUUGUUUAUAAAUCUAUCUGCAAUAUCUUUAAUAUGCGAUAUCUUUAAUUUGAGAAUUUUGUUCAAUUUCUCAAAAGCACAUAACAGUGGAUUCUUUAAUACAUCAUAUCAAGCAUACUUUAUUGCAUUGCUUUACUGGAAUAUUCGACUGUUCGACUUGUAG